This is a messenger RNA of Balaenoptera acutorostrata (minke whale), 1509 nucleotides long. It is a transcript of the gene ST6GALNAC2, whose product is annotated as ST6 N-acetylgalactosaminide alpha-2,6-sialyltransferase 2. The transcript is spliced from 9 exons. Bases 260 to 1501 code for a protein of 413 amino acids. Gene Ontology annotation, molecular function: sialyltransferase activity. The record is from RefSeq and is a predicted model, not a curated record. Lineage: Eukaryota; Metazoa; Chordata; Mammalia; Artiodactyla; Balaenopteridae.
ACCGGGAAGCGCCCUGACCAACCGCGGCUCGCGGUGUCCCCGGGCUGGGCGCCGGCGGGGCGAGGGCAGUUCCCGGCGCCGGCGCUUCAUUCUCCCCUCUGGGACCCGUCGCGCAGACCCCGAGGGUGCGGCGGCGGCGCGGGCAGAAGGGUGAGCGGCGGGGCCGGGCAGCCGACUCCGGGAGUCCGGCCCGGCACACCCGGGCCUCUCCCCUCCGCCCGGGACUGCGGCCGACGGGACGCCCGCGGGCCGGGGCUGCAUGGGGCUCUCGCGCAGCCCGCUCUUCUGGCUGCUGCUCCUGUUCGCGGUUGUCUGCUCGGGGAUCCUCGUCGCCCUGUACUCCUCGGCGGUGGAGUCGUACCUGGGGCCCCUGACCGGAGCCAGGAACAUCACAUCGUCUCGAGCUUUCUUUGGACCCAAGGCAUCGAAUUCUAGGACGAGAAAGAACCUGCCCUGUCGACACUCACUUUCUCUCGCCAUUCGACGGCACCCUCACUUCCGGGAUCUGUUUGAUCUCUCCAUUCCAGUGCUGCUGUCAGGGAACCUCUUCACCCAGGAGCUCUGGGACAGCCUGAGCCGGCACAAAGCCCCCUAUGGCUGGCAGGGGCUCUCCAGCCAAGCCAUCGCCUCCACCCUGAGCCUCCUGAAUGGCUCUGAGAGCACCAGGCUGUUUACCGUCUCCAGGGAGCUGCUUCCGGGCUGCAUCCGGUGUGCCGUGGUGGGUAACGGAGGCAUCCUGAAUGGUUCCCGCCAGGGUCAGAACAUCGAUGCCCAUGACUACGUGUUCAGACUCAAUGGUGCUGUGAUCAAAGGCUUUGAGAAUGACGUGGGCACCAAGACCUCCUUCUACGGUUUCACUGUAAACACAAUGAAGAACUCCCUCAUCUCCUACUCAAACCUGGGCUUCACCUCUGUGCCGCAGGGACAGGACCUGCGCUAUAUUUUCAUCCCCUCAGACAUCCGCGACUACGUGAUGCUGAGAUCGGCCAUUCUAGGUGUGCCUGUCCCUGAGGGCCCCGAUAAAGGGGACAGCCCCGCUCCUACCGGUCCACACACCGACACCGUCCCGGCGCCUUUCCCCUCUCCUCACUCCCCAACGGGCCGUACGACGGCACCGGCCGCUCUGUCCACUUCUAUCGUGGGUCCUAGGCCUCAGACCUAUUUUGGACCAGAAGCCUCCGCCAGCAAAUUCAAGCUACUCCAUCCAGACUUCAUCAGCUACCUGACAGAGAGGUUUCUGAAAUCCAAGUGGAUUAACACAAAAUUCAGAGACCUAUACAUGCCUAGCACUGGAGCCCUCAUGUUGCUGACAGCACUGCAUACCUGUGACCAGGUUAGUGCCUAUGGAUUCAUCACAAGCAACUACCAGAAAUUUUCUGACCACUAUUUCGAACGAAUAAAGAAGCCACUGAUAUUCUACGUGAACCAUGAUCUGUCCCUGGAAGCCACCCUGUGGAAGGACCUGCACAAGGCUGGCAUCCUUUGGCUGUACCAGCGCUGACCCUGAAG